GAUGAUGAUGAUGAAGAGGAGGAGGUUGAGGAGAUAAAUGCCAGCAAACCCAAAAUCUUACCUGGACACGACAUACCACAUGAUGGUGAAGGUGAUUACCAACACGAGGAGCAGUAUCUUGACCACCAACAGUGUGAAGAGAUUGAUGGAGUCUCAUGUAAAUCUUUAUCUCUGUCUUCUCACUGCAGUGCUGGAGGUUUGAAUGGUGGCGAUGAUCAGACAGACUGUGAUGACAAUAAGGAACAAGAAGGUUGCAGAAAGUCUCACAAAGAUCCCCUGGCUCCUAAAUUAGAGGCAAAGCUCAUCUCAAGUGUUUCGACACAACCCAGCUCCUCUCCAAGUAGUGAUGAAGGGAUGAGUUCAUCUGAUGAAGAUGAGAAAUUAAGUCCUUAUGAAAUAAUGGGCAGUGAGAUAGAUGAAACCAAAGCAGACGCAGCUGGAGACACCGAGCCCGGCAUUUUGGAUGAGUUGUCAGCUUAUGAGCUAGAUAUCCUGCUCGUCGAUGUCACCCAAGAGGAUCCAGAGCUGUUUGAAAACUUACCAGAUAAAAGUCUGCUGAAACUGGGCCCCACAAGAGUCAGUGAAGCCCAGAAAUCCAGACCACCAAAGAUGGAUAAAGCAUCAGCAAAAUGUAACCACAGAACGCCAGUUUUUGUAAAUUUUCACCGUGGCAGUCCGGAUAUCGCAGAGGAGAAAGGCAGCAGACCCUGGAGACCUCAGGGCAACAGCAACAACCCCUCCAACACAGGACUUGCCUCAGACAAGCAGUCUGGGAACAUGGUUCAGUCUGAUGUCAACAAUAAUCACAUAGGUGACGGCCUGGAGAGGAGGAACUCCCCAUAUAACACCCCCCCACUUAAGACAUUAAGAAACGGGCCGUGGAGCACAAACCCAGCAAACACGAUGGAUUUCAGGCGCCAGAAAUCUCCUGCAUACUGCAGAAAGUAUUUCAGUGAGUCGCUGUCCUGUGGAUUCAAAAUGUGUCGAUUCCAGCAUGUGCCUGUGGAGGGGGAUGAGAAGUUCUGCAUUGAAAGAGUGUCACAAUUCAUCAAAAAUCCAAUGUGUCUCCAAAAAGCAGGAGCUGUGUUUAUAGGCUACUACCAGAACAACCCACCUGGACUGUAUUUCUCUGUGCCGGUGUUCACGUCGCUCCUCUGGGCUCUGCUCAAAGCCAACAUGCUGUCCGAUGUCCUCUCAGUCCUCAGUGUCAGCUUGGCCUACAAGAUCGUGCCCGACCAUGAGUUCCUGUUGGCCCUCUUCAAGGUUGUGAGAGAGAAGGGCCUCAUGGGUUUCAUACAUGAACUCAUGCAGCUCACACUCAAGAUGGCCAAUGAGGGUCUUGUGUUGAGUUUGGAUUGGCUUGAAUGUGUAAAAAACUCCCCCGAGCUCCAGCAUCUGCUCCGUCCAAACUCUCCUACUUCAGUGUCUGCUAACCACGAUGCUCCCUUUCCAGAGUGCCUGAAGUUGGCUCACUCUAUUGUGGAAAUAGAGCUUUGUACCAAGCAAGAGGACUGGAGGUGGAUGGGAAAGGUUUUCACUUACAUCUGUCAGUCCAGCACUCAUCCCAAUAAUGUGGAACAGAUCUGCGGUCGCAUCGCUAUCGCGCUUCUGUCCGAGAGCAAGGGCAAAAUGUCUCUGCCCUUUGCUGCCUUUGCUGAGACGGAGUGA
This is a messenger RNA of Solea senegalensis (Senegalese sole), 1668 nucleotides long. Its product is annotated as protein TOPAZ1-like. The record is from RefSeq and is a predicted model, not a curated record. Bases 355 to 1668 code for a protein of 437 amino acids. Lineage: Eukaryota; Metazoa; Chordata; Actinopteri; Pleuronectiformes; Soleidae. The transcript has 14 exons. Gene Ontology annotation, biological process: spermatocyte division; spermatid development.